AUCUCAUCCCAUUUUGAAUCGGCCCAGCGAAGGACUAGUCUGCUCCCUGCCCGGUGUUGUUCUUCAUCGCGGUCGACUGGCCCACUGCGCGUUCCUGCACCGCUGGCCAACGCACCGCCGCAGCCACCAGCUACCUCACUCCGCCGUGCACUCACCGAUCAGGGCACCGCCACACGUCCGUAGCGCCGCAAUACAUUCCAACUUCAGCCAGAUUGUAUAGUUAUCGCACGUCAUUUUGGUGGCAAUCACUUUCGAUUUUGUGGGUGUUGGUGGAUUAACGGAGGGGAGAACAAUGGCAGAUUUCAUAACCUCAACUCACAGAGCCAAGUGGAUUUUCUCUCCACAGGAUCUUAAGGAUAAGUACAAGGCUGCCAAUCACAGAGCUAAACAGGCAUUGGAGAAGUAUGGAACAACUCGAAUGGAAGUCGACGUUGAUGGGUCUUUCUCAUACGUGGAACCUCUCACUGAUGCAAAGUGUACUGGUGAGAAGCGCCCAAAACCCCUUAAAAUUGAAGAGGAACAACUUUUGAGAGCCUUUUAUGAAUUCAAAAUUCAAGAUGUAUGCGAUGCAUUUAAAUUUCCAUGCAAAAUUCAGGCUACAGCUCUCAUUUACUUUAAAAGGUUUUAUCUGCAGUGGUCUGUCAUGGAACAUCACCCGAAAAACAUCAUGUUAACCUGCAUAUACACUGCAUGCAAAGCAGAAGAGAAUCAUGUAUCGGCCGAGGAGCUUGGUAAGGGGAUUGAGCAGGAUCAUCAUGUUAUCCUCAAUAAUGAAAUGCUUGUUCUUCAGAGCUUAGAUUUCAAUCUCAUUGUUUUUGCUCCAUAUCGCGCAGUUGAAGGUUUUUUGAAUGAUAUAGAGGAGUUCUGUGGAGUUAAUGUUGAAAAUCACGAUACAUUAAAGAAUUUGUUUCAAAGUGCCAAAGUAGAAGCUGACAAGAUCAUGCUUACAGAUGCAACCCUUUUGUUUCCACCAGGGCAGUUGGCACUGGCAGCUCUUCGUAGAGCUAAUGCAAUUCACGGUGCUCUUGAUUUUGAGAGAUACCUGGAAAGUGUUCUAUCACACCAGCAAGCAACUAAUGCCAUUUUGGAUAUCAGUGGCCUUUUAAAUGCUAUUGAUUUUAUGAUAAAUAAACUCGAGUUCCCUUCUGCCAAAGAUGUGAAGCACAUCGAUCGGAAAUUAAAAUCAUGCCUGGAUCCUGGUUUGCAUGACAAAAGUAAGAAGAGAAAGCACAGAUCGAAAGAAGGGGCAAAUGAAGUGCAUGACUUGUCUUGAACUCCAACGCAUGUAGUAUUCUCCUGUGGAACAACUAUAUUUAUUCCUGCUCAUUAUCCGGUUACCACUAUUUAAUGGUUAGUGGUCUUGCUGUGGAAGCAAUGUCUUUAGUUUUGGAAUGGAGACUAUCAAUGGCCUGGUUCCUGGAGGGCACAGUCCA
Messenger RNA from Cuscuta europaea, 1433 nucleotides. NCBI's taxonomy places the organism in Eukaryota, Viridiplantae, Streptophyta, Magnoliopsida, Solanales, Convolvulaceae. The record is from the annotation of a GenBank genome assembly.